This is a messenger RNA of Bufo gargarizans (Asiatic toad), 1841 nucleotides long. RefSeq names its product NMD3 ribosome export adaptor (gene NMD3). The coding region runs from base 143 to 1657 and encodes 504 amino acids. Gene Ontology annotation, molecular function: ribosomal large subunit binding. The record is from RefSeq and is a predicted model, not a curated record. Gene Ontology annotation, biological process: ribosomal large subunit export from nucleus. Gene Ontology annotation, cellular component: nucleus; cytoplasm. The transcript has 16 exons. Lineage: Eukaryota; Metazoa; Chordata; Amphibia; Anura; Bufonidae.
CCGGAACUAGGGACCUUCGGGCGGUGACGUCAUGCGGAAGUCCCUCUCCUGCCACAUGGUGCUGAGCUCCGGGCCCGGACCUUCACGUUGCUGGUGGCUGUAGCCGGUUCAUCAAGGAGGACGGAGACAGCGAUUGAUCAGGAUGGAGUACAUGACAGGACCAGUCACCAGCAGCCAGGGGAACAUCCUCUGUUGCCAGUGUGGUGUUCCAGUCCCUCCAAACCCUGCAAAUAUGUGUGUGGCCUGUUUACGGACACAAGUGGACAUCAGUGAAGGCAUCCCCAAGCAAGUGUCUGUACAUUUCUGCAAACAGUGUGAACGUUAUCUACAACCUCCAGGAACAUGGAUCCAAUGUGCUCUGGAGUCAAGAGAGCUGCUCACCUUGUGUCUCAAAAAACUGAAGGCUUCCUUGAGCAAAGUACGUCUUAUCGAUGCUGGCUUUAUAUGGACUGAACCCCAUUCAAAGAGGCUGAAAGUAAAAUUAACAAUCCAGAAGGAGGUGAUGAAUGGCGCAAUCCUUCAGCAAGUCUUUGUAGUGGACUAUGUGGUAAUGUCACAGAUGUGUGAUGACUGCCAUAGAGUGGAAGCAAAGGAUUUCUGGAAAGCUGUGGUCCAGGUCCGCCAGAAAGUUCUUCAUAAGAAGACAUUCUACUACUUGGAGCAAAUUAUUCUAAAACACAGACUUCACCAAAACACUCUUCGUGUAAAAGAAAUCCACGAUGGACUGGACUUUUACUAUGCUUCCAAGCAAAACGCACUGAAGAUGGUUGAGUUUCUCCAGUGCACAGUGCCAUGCAGGUCAAAAGCUUCCCAGCGGCUCAUUUCUCAUGAUAUCCAUUCAAACUCCUACAAUUACAAGAGCACCUUUUCUGUGGAAAUUGUUCCAAUAUGCAAGGACAAUGUGGUGUGUCUGUCUCCGAAGCUGGCUCAAAGCCUGGGGAACAUGAGUCAGAUCUGUGUGUGUGUUCGGGUAACAAGCGCUAUUCAUCUCAUCGACCCAAAUACCCUGCAAAUUGCUGAAGUCGAUGGGAACACAUACUGGCGACUUCCUUUUCACAGCUUGUUUCAUCCUAAGCAGCUGGAGGAGUUCAUUGUGAUAGACAUAGACGUUGUUAGAGACCGGAAACUAGGAGCAGGAGCUGGAAUAAGAUCAAACAAGCACACCCUCGCGGAAGUUUGGGUUCAGAAAACAUCAGAGAUGAACAAAAACCAGCAGUACCACUGCCGCACCCAUCUGGGGCAUCUGCUGAAUCCAGGAGACCUGGUGCAGGGAUUUGAUUUGGCAAACUGUAAUUUGAAUGAUGAAUUUAUUAACAAGAUGAACGCUCACCAUGUCCCUGACGUGGUUCUAAUCAAGAAGAGUUAUGACCGUUCCAGACGUCAGCGGCGGAGAAACUGGAAGCUGAAAGAGCUAGAAAGAGAAAAGGAAGGCACGGACACAGAUGAUGAAAGGCAAUAUCAAGAUUUCCUUGAAGAUCUAGAGGAAGAUGAAGUUUUGCGGAAAAAUGUCAACAUUUAUAAAAAUGCUAACAUCCCAGUAGAGAGUGACACUGAUGAGGAAGGAGCUCCCAGAAUCAGCCUGGCAGAGAUGUUAGAAGAUCUUCACAUUUCUCCUGAUGCCACCGGUGGGGAAGGGGCAGAAAUGCUGACAGAAUAGACUUGCUUCAAAGCAUCCCGCUGGUGCGUUUCAUAGGAGAGGAUUUAAAAUGUGUCCAAUUUAAUUUUUUCACAAUCUAAAACGUGCUCUCAACCAUAUUUCUCUCUGAACUUGGAUUACUGUACACUAAGCUCUUGUGUUUUCCCUUCCAGCUGCCAAAUAUUAAAAUAACGUGUUUAAGCUG